AGAUGGUGAAACGAGACUACGACGGUUAGGGAGGCGGAUCCCGGAACCAACAGACGCUGGAGUAGGCUGGCAUGGCUAAGAUGUGGGAAUUUGACGCCUUCAUUGACGAAGGAGACGAAGACUUCGCUUCGUACGUGGAAAGAUUUGGGCACUAUUGCAAGGUAGCCAACGUGCAAGACGAAGAACUUAAGAAGUCAGCCUUCAUCACUGCCAUAGGGAAGAAAGUGUACAAGACGCUCAAAGAUUUGCUUCUACCGUCAAAGCCGGAAGAGAAGUCAUUCAAAGAUUUGGUGAAGGUACUGAGCGAACACUACGGGCCUACAAGCCAAGUGAUUGCGGAGCGCUUCAAGUUUAACCGGCGCUACCAAGGGGAAGGGGAGUCCGUCGCAGUUUUUGCAGUCGCGCUGAAGCACAUGGCUGCGAAAUGCGAGUUCGGCCAGUUUCUCGACGACGCGUUGCGGGACCGGUUCGUCGCGGGACUGCGGAACCCAGCCAUCCAGACAGGAUUGCUAAAGAAAAAGGAGCUGACGUUCGAGACGGCGUGUGAGUUCGCCAAGAGCGUCGAAUUGGCCGAGCGAGAGUCUAGGGGCUUCCGACCAGUUGCUGGAACAGACGCCGAAGUCCAUGCGAUCAAAAAGACAAGCAGGAAGCCUGUUUCGGGGAGUGAAACGAGAACAGCCAAGAACAAAUGUUAUCGGUGCGGCGAAGAACAUGACGCAAAUUCGUGUCGCUAUCGAAAGACAAGAUGUUAUCACUGCAAGCGCACGGGGCAUCUGUCUCGCGUGUGCAGAUCUAGGCAGACAACGGCCGACGCGGUUCAUAACGUGGACUACGAACAGCCUGAUAGCGAGCUGUUGUUAUACAGCGUGUAUCACGUCGGGACAACGAAGCGACCGUAUGAAGUGGAAGUGCGGCUUGAAGAAAGCCUGUUCAAGCUGCUAAAACAACCGCCGUCGCUUGCGCAGUGCGCACUGAAGCUCAAAACGUACGGCGGAACGCCGCUUGAAGUCAUAGGCCAGGGCCAAGUCGCUGUGGAAUAUAACGGACAACGGAAGGUUCUGCAAAUCAUCGUGGUACCCGGAGACAAGCCAGCGUUGCUUGGGCGCGACUGGAUUGAGAGCCUCGGGGUCGACUUGAACAGCAUUCACGAGGUCCACACCGAGCUAGCUCCGGACAGCCUCGUUAGAAGGUAUGCAAGCGUUUUUUCACCGGGGUUAGGCCUGAUAAGAGGCUUUCAAGCAAAGCUUGUGCUUAAGGAAGGCAGCUUACCGGUAUUUUGCAAGGCACGACCUGUACCGUAUGCCAUUCGUGAGCCAGUUAGAGAAGAACUAAAGGACCUGCUAGCGGACGGCGUCCUUGUGGCAGUCACGCGAAGCGACUGGGCCACACCGAUAGUAGC
Ornithodoros turicata is the source of this 1399-nucleotide messenger RNA. RefSeq lists its product as uncharacterized. Gene Ontology annotation, molecular function: nucleic acid binding; zinc ion binding. NCBI's taxonomy places the organism in Eukaryota, Metazoa, Arthropoda, Arachnida, Ixodida, Argasidae. The annotation marks the transcript as partial. The record is from RefSeq and is a predicted model, not a curated record. The transcript is spliced from 2 exons.